Messenger RNA from Leptidea sinapis, 5514 nucleotides. It is a transcript of the gene numb, whose product is annotated as protein numb. NCBI's taxonomy places the organism in Eukaryota, Metazoa, Arthropoda, Insecta, Lepidoptera, Pieridae. The record is from RefSeq and is a predicted model, not a curated record. The coding region runs from base 878 to 2254 and encodes 458 amino acids. The transcript is spliced from 7 exons.
GCCUCGCUCCCCAGGCCCCGCGUGCCAGUUGCCACCAUGACACUCGCCAGUAAGUCCGCGACGGUAAAGUUGUCCGCUUGAGGCGCGGCGCGCGCGCUCCUCUCCCACAGAACUACACAUUCUACCAUCUAGUCAAAAUAUAUUACAGUUCCGUGUUUGCGACCUUCGUAUUUUGAGUGAAUCAACUCACCGGCGCCCCACAAGUGACAUAUUUCAGUCAUCGUUACUCUACACGGUACAAAGAGCAAUGCUGUGGGAAAAAAUAACGUUCAGCUGUCAUCGGUACUCGUUCCCAACAACCUACCCUCGCCCCGCGCCCCGCGGACCCGGUACCGGGUUCAUUGCGCCUAUGUGCGUUUAUUCAUCGUUUGUGGGAAAAGUUGACCCCUGUUUUUAAAAUUCAUUGUUAACGUAUUCACACGAUCUCGUGUUUGUUACCGUCUUAGAUGAUCUCGCUUAUAUUGUUCUUAAAGUGAACCAUUCAUAAUAAUAAUAAUGAAUAGCCAGUGACAGCAACCGUAAUAAUUACUCUGAAGUGUUUAGUCAAUCGCGAAGAGGAAAAUAAAUUUAAAUCCACAACUCGCGAGCGCACCCAAGGUCGAUCGCGACAUUCCGUGAAAUCUACGCUCUGCCAUGUUUAUCAAGUCUCCAUUUCGUCGAAAUUAUCUUAUUACUGUGAUUUGUGAUACGAGAAGGAUACAUCUGUCAAAUGAGGACACAUUAAUUAGGCAACAAGUCAACAGUGCGUACGUGUUAUGAUAGUAGUGUUAUUGUCGUAGUUAAGAUUUAAUUAAUUGUAUUCUUGUGCAAAGUGAACGCUGUGAUACGGAUGAAUUAGUUCGGGAAUAUCUCGGAGGUGAUACAGGAUUAUUUCAAGAUGGGCAACCAAGGCUCCUCUCCACAUGAGCCCUUGGAUCAUGCCCAAACGCAGAAUGUCGAUUUGAAGAUGAAGUCGUCGGUGCGCGGGUCGGUGAGACGAGCGCGCGCGGCCGGAGCGCUGUCCCCGCCGCGCGCCGGCAUGGAACGGCUCAGGAAGUCGUUCCGCGAGUCGUUCCGGCGCCGCAAGGGCUCACCGCCGGAGUCCGCGCGGCCGCACCAGUGGCACGCGGACGAGGCGGCCGUUCGCGCCGGCACCUGCACCUUCCCCGUCAAGUACCUCGGCUGCGUCGAGGUGUUCGAGUCGCGCGGCAUGCAGGUGUGCGAGGAGGCUCUUAAGGUUCUACGAAACUCGCGUAGAAGACCAGUACGAGCCGUGCUGCAUGUCAGCGGAGACGGUCUCAGGGUCGUGGAGGAGGAGACUAAGGGGCUGAUCGUGGACCAGACCAUUGAGAAGGUGUCCUUCUGCGCCCCGGACAGAAAUCAUGAGCGUGGCUUCAGUUACAUUUGCCGCGACGGCACCACGCGGCGUUGGAUGUGUCACGGGUUCCUAGCGUCGCGCGACAGCGGCGAACGGCUCUCGCACGCGGUGGGAUGUGCGUUCGCGGCGUGCCUGGAGCGCAAACAACGGCGCGACAAGGAAUGUGCCGUCUCCAUGAGCAUCGACGCGGCUAGCCACGCCUUCACACGUCAGGGCUCCUUCAGGAAGUCAGUGAUCGGUCGCCGCGUGUCGGAGGCCGACACCCCGCUGUCCCCGCCCCCCGCGCCCGCAGACCCCGCGGUGGCCCCGCCCCCCGCUAGCGCUCCGCCCCGCCCCUCCGCUCACAACCCGUUCGCGGUGGAGAGACCGCACGCCGCGCCGCACCUGCUCGAGCGACAAGGUUCCUUCCGAGGAUUCGCGCACCUUAAUAACAAUUCACCAUUCAAACGUCAGAUGUCGCUCCGCAUCAGCGAGCUCCCGUCCAACGUGGAGCGGCAGCGGCUCGGACUGGGCACGCCCCCCGCCGCCCCCGGCCCCGCCCCCGGCCCCGCCCCCGACGUCAAUGUGACCACAAGCGCCGCCCCCGCCUCAGUCGCGCCCCCGGUCCCCGCGCUGCCCACCUCUGCGCAGCGCUCGCAUAUUGCGGCCAUUGAGGAGCGAGUGGUGGAACACGACCCGGUGGCGGAGAUGUGCCAGCAGCUGUCGCUGGGGCUCCGCGCGCUCACCGAGGAGCCCGUGCCCGUGGCGGCGGCCGGGACGCUGCCCCACCCCGACGCCUGGCUGGGACGGAUAGCGCGCGCCUCGCCCGCGCCGCCGCUGGGCGUGGCCGGGCGGGCCGCCUCCUACGCGGGACACUCCACCACCAACCCCUUCCUGACAUCAGCAGCACAAAUAUAAUCACACGUACAAAAUAAUCUAUCAGGCGCGACCAUUACAAAAUGGCGUCCCAGGCCCAACCAAUAACAGCUGACCAAUGACAGCGAUGCUGUCCCUAGUGGGCGGGUCUAACUAUGCGUGCGAGUAGCGCGGCGGGUGGUUAUAAAACUAAUAUUUUCCAACUCGAAAUAGCAUCCAAAAUGUUAUGGUAAUCUGCAGUGGCGAUGUUAAUGAGGAGAUAUUGAUCGUUGCCUAUGGGCUACCUUCCAACUACCACAUUGUAUUAUGUGUCCGCGAUAACUGGAGAGUUCGAUAUUGCAAUGGCAUAAUGAUUUCAGCUUUAUAUGACAUGAAAGUUAUUGCGUCCGGUUGCCAAUGGUUUGAUUAUUGCAUUCAUUGAGUAAAACUAUGCUUAAACGUCAACAAAAUUCUAAGAUAAAUAUUAGUUCAUUUUUUCUGACUAUAUUUAUAAAAUAUAAGUAGAUUUUUUUUCUGACCGUCCACCGCACUUUAUAUCUUUAAAUUGUAUUAAACUUAAUAUACCUCAUUCGUAUAAAAAGAAAGAAAGAAAAGGACUAAGCGAACGUUAUCACAAUCGUUACGAACUUUCACAAUUCGUUUAAGCGAGAUCACUUUAAUGUCCUGUACAGUUCAAAUUAACUAAAUUAAAAACAAAUUAUGUAUAAUAAUUUAUCAAAUUAUUAAAUUAUGCGUAUAGUUAAAAGCUAUAUUAUGUAUUACAGCAAUAUUUUGGACAUAAUUGACAGUGAACUUAUUAUGAAGACGCGGUAUUUAACAAAAUAUGUGAUUUUACCUCUUAGGUAACUCUAGCUUAUAUAGCUAUAAGAUUUUAAUUUGGUUGAGCGACAUUUUAAACAUGGCUGAUAGGCCAAAUGGUCGCGGUAUGACGUGCCAAAACUACUAUCACAAUGUUUAUUUCAUUUCAAAACAAAAAACAGUAUUUUGUUUUGUAUGUGUCGCGGGUGAAUUUUGUGCGCGCCACAUAAAUCGUGAGUGAAGUUGUAAACAGUUUGAAAAUCAACGAUGACUGUAAAUUGGUCGAAAAUAACUUAAUUCGUGUUUCACAGUGUGUAAUAUUGUUUGAUAGUUUUUAGAUCAAAAACUAUCAAACAAUAUUAUAGAUAUUUAAAAAAUAUUACUUUUGUAUGAAAUAAUCUUUAAAAUACAUAAAGGCUAAACUAUGUUCAUGCUGUACGCUCCUGUUAUAUAUAUUGAUAUUACAAUGAACUCAAAGUUAUUAUAUUAUUAUGAAACAGUAACAAGUUACUAUGUUCCUACAUCAAUUUCUAUGAGUAAUGACUGACCGAAAGAAUAAAACUGUUCCACGCCAUAAUUUAAUUUUUAUCUAACGGUUAUUUUUGAAUGACGAUUCAUAUAUUUUUUUAUCGUCUCGUAUAGUAAUACUAUAUAUACGUAACACUUGCAUUUUUUCGUAAUACGUAAAUAAUAUUUUGAAAUGCUAUUUAACAUGGACAUUUUCCUUUGAAAUAUAGUCAAAUUUGAUAUUUAUUUCAUAAGACCAAAUAAAUCCUAAUAUCUGCGAAUAUUGCAAAUGUAUUGCAUCCAAAAUUAUUAUUAUUCUCUAUGAGAAAUGGGUAAAAUUCUAUUAAAUUAUUACCUGAGGACUAUUGCAAAUUGAAAUGCAAGCAAUUAUUUAAAUUAUUAUUUGACUAAAAUAGCAACAAUUGCAUGAAAAACCAUAUUUCUAUUAUUGACUUACAAUUGAAAAGCAAGAAUGGUUAUCUUUUAUCUUGUCUUUUUGCCUGAGAUGUUAAAUCUCUGCUAGAUAAUUAUUGAGAGAUAUUCCCAGUGGUUGAGAGGCAGUAUUCUUUUAAGGAUAACCCUGGAAUACUGACUUAUUGUAAAUACAAUUUAUUAUCUCUUAUGUAUCUUACAAUUAUGGAGAAUAAAAAAAUGAUGUUGUACUUAAUGCAUUGUUACUUCUUGCACACUGCUUCCGCUCCACACUAUGUUUAUAAUAAUAUUAAAUUUAUAUCAUAUCGUCACAGUUAGUUUUUUGAUUGGAAUCAUUAAUAUUAUACAGUGUUCGACUUGGUAUUCAAUACUUGAAAAUAGGUGUAAGAUGGUGCUUUUUUAUUUUAUUUAUUAAAUUGUUCGACUUCAACUCUUUUGUAAUGCAAAAUUAUUGGAAGUCUUAUCGUAACAAAGUCUUUAAAACAUUCAAAAAACUAAUUGUAAUGUAAGUGAAUCUAUUUGGGAGUUAGCUUGACAAUGUGUGUAUGUAUGAUUGUGUAUGUAUGACACGGUGCGAGUAUUACUUUUGACGGAACAAUAAAACAAUGCAGUAUUUUCAUAGAAAAUCUAUAUAGUGAUAGGUUCUUGUAAUAUAAUAAGCUUUUGAUAUAUUUUCAUUUAUUUUGUAUAUAAUUGUAAAUUUUGUACAUCAACUUGUUUGUGAAUUUGUUUUGUGUUUUUUUUAUGAAGAAUUAUUAUUCUUAAUUUUGAGUCGAUUGUAUAGCUUGUAUUAAACUUUUAAUCAAACAAAAUAUUUAUCAUUGCAGAAUGUUAGAUUAGUGUGAUUAUUAAUGUUAUUUCUUUCUCAAGUUACUUAAUUUUUGUUAUUUUUACUAUUUGAUGUAAACUGUUACAAUCUCGUGUAUUUUGUUAAAUUGCACAUUAAUAUUUUUAGAAUUUCGUGACAAUUUUUAAAUUCAAACAAUUUUCUUACAAUAUAAUUCUUAUUUUAUAGUAAGAUCAGCACAAUGUUAGCACAAUAAAUCAGUUAUUUUACAUUCCAAUUCAUUUGCUAUAAAACAAAUUGCAUGGAAUGUUUGCCGAAACUGUGAAAUUCGUACUUAUUAGGACAUGAGUACUUAAAUUGUACACAAACCAGAGUACAACAGCAGUCUGCGAUAUAUUUAAAAACAACAAAUGGCAGUGAUUAGAAAUUGUAAUGUGAGUUUUGAAUGAAGGUUUAAUAAUCCUUAUUGCACUAUGUGUAAAUGAUUCGUCUUUAUCUAUGCACGAUAAGGCACAAUGCAAGCUUUAUAUGACUGCCCCCACUUUAUUACGGUAUAUUAUAUUAAGCUUACUUAACCUAUAUAUAAAGUCACUAUUUGAUCUUGUACUUAAUAUUAAUGUUGUUGUCACAUAGCUCGUCUGGUCGAUGUGUAUAUUUUUCUGAAUUUAUUUUUUGCUAAAUUAUGAUACUUAUGUACAUACCAGGGCAUAUAUUAUGUAGAUAUGUUAGAUAACGAGAGUUCAAAUAUUAUUGAAAUAAAUAUUAUGGUUAGUAGAAA